AAGUGACAUCUUGCUUACUACUUUGCAUGUGAUCACUGAUUGGCCAAUCAGUGAUCACAUGAUCGGGACCUCGUACAGAGGUCCCGUCCGACGAUCGGUGUUUCACUGUGUCCGGAGGACACAGCGGGCACUGGAUCGCGGUGCUGCGCGCUCCCAGGGAGCGCGCACAAGCAGGGGUGACGGUAUGUUAAAAAUAAAACAUAAAUUGUAAUAUAAAAAAAAUGUAAAAUAAUUUUUUGAGAAAUUAGAAUUUUUGGUUAUAAACUAAUUUGUUUUUUUUUUUUUUACUAAAAAGAUAAGUGAAUAAAU
This is a messenger RNA of Staurois parvus, 309 nucleotides long. Lineage: Eukaryota; Metazoa; Chordata; Amphibia; Anura; Ranidae. The record is from the annotation of a GenBank genome assembly.